UAUAUCAACCAUUCAAACAAAAACUUUACUAUCUUACACCGACACCCAAAAUUGUCUCAAUCCUUUUUGCCUAGCAACUAAUUCUUAUUCUACAUUUUGGUACUCAAUUUGUCGAACAUUUUUGACAUCAAAACGAGAGAGAGAGAGAGAUAGAGAGCAAUGAGUGAGUCUCAUGGUUCCGACACAGAAUGUUCCUCCACCAAGAAGGGAAAAAAGGAGAAAGCCAAAGAAACAGUGGUAUAUCGUGGUGCCCGCAUGAGAAGCUGGGGGAAAUGGGUCUCGGAGAUCCGAGAGCCUCGUAAGAAAUCAAGAAUCUGGCUCGGGACAUUCCCCACAGCGGAGAUGGCAGCACGUGCCCACGAUGUUGCGGCAUUAAGUAUCAAAGGAACAUCUGCAAUCCUCAACUUCCCCGAGCUCGCGGAGUUUUUGCCACGACCCAUCUCGCUCAGUCCACAGGACAUCCAGGCCGCGGCCGCUGAAGCCGCUCUUAUGGAUUUCAAAACUGUACCAUUCAAUAUCGAAGAUAAGACCACGUCGUCCCAAACUAGGUGUGAGACUGAGAAGAUUGAAAAGGGAUUGCCCUCAUCCUCUUCCUCGUCCUCGUCUUCUAUGCUCUCGGAAGAGCUAGGAGAAAUCGUGGAGUUGCCAAGUCUUGACAACAAUGUACAAAACGAUUUUGGGCUGUUCGACUCGUUGGAGGGGUUGGUGUCGAUGCCCCCAUGGUUAGAUGCUACCAAAGAUGAUUUUACGUACGGAGAUGAUUCGGUACUGUUGGACCCACUUCUCCAAGAAAGCUUUCUGUGGAAUUACGAAUAAAGGACUUUUUUUGGAAAUAAAUGCACAUUUUUGUUUCUCCUUUCUUUUACA
Messenger RNA from Camelina sativa (false flax), 867 nucleotides. The record is from RefSeq and is a predicted model, not a curated record. NCBI's taxonomy places the organism in Eukaryota, Viridiplantae, Streptophyta, Magnoliopsida, Brassicales, Brassicaceae.